AUGUCAAAAAGUUGGUCAUGUUUGACUGACUUGGGUGAUCAUCUGCAAAAGAACCAGCUUUAUGAGCAUGAAGAUCCUGAAACUGAAAUUUCUGGUAAUGAAGAAAUCAGUGAUACACAGUCUAGAUAUACUGCAACGUUCUUGGAAAAAGUAGGCCUUCCUUCAGAGGUCCAUCUACUCAGGAUGGUAAUGGAUGGAAUACUACCACUAAAAGAUAAGUAUCUUUUUAUCAAGGACUCAAAGUUCAAAAAGGUUGGAGUAAGAAUUUACCAUCCAAAAAUAUCAACCACUAGCCAAAGAAGAGGAAUCCUUUAUUUUCAUGGAGGAAUUGCACGGUUUGGAAGCAUUCCAUUCUAUGAUGAUUCUAAGAUAUGAAAUGUAUGAUGUAUUAAAACACCUUCUCUCCUAUUUAGAUAUCGCUUGGCUCCUAAGCACCCAUACCCAACCCAGUCUGAGGACUGUCUCACUGCCACCAUCCACUUCUUGAGGACUGCGAAAGAGUUUGGGGUAGACCCUUCCCGCUUUAUCGUCUGUGGAGACAGUAGUGGAGGUACACUUGCUGCUGCUGUUGCCCAAGCACUGGGGAACAGAAGAGAUCUCCCAAAGCUGAGAGCACAAAUACUAAUAUAUCCUUUUGUCCAGUGUGUGGAUUUUAAUUUGCCUUCUUAUCAGCAGAAUGAAGGAGUCCCAAUUUUGUUAAAGGAACAAACUGUUGCUCUUGGUCUGAAGUACCUUAAUAAAGACUUGUCUGUCUUGGAAGCAAUGCUUAAAGGUUGUCAUGUUCCAGAAGAUUUGCAGCUGAAGUAUCAGAAAUGGGUCAGUCCUGACUACCUGCCUCAUGAGUUUAAAACAAGAGGCUAUAAGCCAAGUACUAGACAUCAGUUCUCCAAAGAAGUCUACACAGUGAUCAAGCCGAUGUUUGAGCCUGUUUUUUCACCAUUGCUCGCUGAAGACAGUGCUAUGGCUCACCUGCCUGAGGCUUUCAUUUUGACCUGUGAAUUUGAUGUGCUGAGAGAUGAUGGACUGCUGUACAAGAAACGAUUAGAGGAUCAUGCUAUCAAAGUGACCUGGUGUCAUCUGCAAGAGGGAUUCCAUGGAACUCUAUUCUUAGCUUUUUAUGGCAGGGUGGUAGCAUUCCGAUCUGGAAGUAAAGGUCUGAAGAUGAUAGUAAAUUUUUGA
Chaetura pelagica (chimney swift) is the source of this 1179-nucleotide messenger RNA. RefSeq names its product arylacetamide deacetylase-like 4. Gene Ontology annotation, cellular component: membrane. Lineage: Eukaryota; Metazoa; Chordata; Aves; Apodiformes; Apodidae. The record is from RefSeq and is a predicted model, not a curated record. Gene Ontology annotation, molecular function: carboxylic ester hydrolase activity. The transcript has 3 exons.